AUGGCUGGAAAUGUUACUCGCGCUGAAAGAACUGGCUCAAUAUUUCAUCGGUAUUUUUUACCUUUAUGGUAUGAUGUUUAUGCAUCGAUACCACCUUAUAUCGAACCGGUAUGGAAUGCGAAAUAUCCCAAAGAAAAUGAACCUGUCACAUCAAUUUUUUAUCACGAAGAUCUGCUCAGAGCAAAAUUCUAUAAAAAAUUUCCAUCAGUUGGAGCUAUUAAUGUCGAAAAUGAGAAAUCAAAAUCAGUUGCUCAAAUAUUCAUUGAAAUUUAUAAUGCAGAAUUGUCAUCUUUUGAUGGAAAAGAUAUUGAAAUGACAGAAGACAAAGUUUUCGAUAUGGUGCUGGCAAAAAUGGAUAAAGAAGGUAUAUCAAUAAGUCCAAAUAAAAUUACUAGGUCCAAUCUGAAUUCUGGCAGAUCCUCAUCGGAAGCAGUUAAUUAUGAAGAUAAAAAAAUAACUUCAAAAGUUAUUGAUAAAAAAGAUAAAGAAACAAAGCCAAAUAUGGCUGAAUAA
Molecule: messenger RNA, 513 nt
Organism: Dracunculus medinensis (Guinea worm)
Lineage: Eukaryota; Metazoa; Nematoda; Chromadorea; Rhabditida; Dracunculidae
Source: the annotation of a GenBank genome assembly